GCGUCUGAGUCCCCUGCCGGCGAUAGACGAUCAAUUGAGCAAGCAGAAGCUCAGCUGCGGCGUUGUAUAUAAACGACCGUUGUAGCCAGUCUGCGAGCAUGUAUCUUAUCGCAGUGAUAGCUCGUUCUAUGCAGCGAUGAUGCUUCUCGAGAACCUCCUCACGGCCUCGACGUUGGUAGGCCUCGUCUUUGCAGCUCCCACAACUCCAACUCGCAACAACGGCUCCCCUUGUGCUGCCGUGAGUUCUGCUGUCGCUGCUCAGCCAGGCGUAGCGACUCCUACUGUCGGCGCAGAGCUGGCUUAUGAGUGCAUCAACAGCGUGCCACUCAACAAGACGGCUGCCCUGAACCUGAUCCAGGCCGUCAAGCCGUACUUUCGCUGGCAGAGCACGACCAGUUGGCUCAAGGACCCGCCGGCUGAGUACGUCGCAAAGGUCCAGGAGCCUGUCGACAUCUUUGGAGAGCUCGACGUGAUUGAGGAGAAUGUGAAGAGCAAGUGGACGAAGGAGUACGAGUUACAUGGGAAAGCUUGGCGCCCGAUGCACGUCUGUGCCACUAACACGCGUUUUUAUAUAUAAUUAAUAUUUUACGGCAUCGUCGCUAUACUACACGUAUAUAGAGUCUAUAACUAUAUAAUAUAGUAUAUAAGAG
Molecule: messenger RNA, 650 nt
Organism: Pseudovirgaria hyperparasitica
Lineage: Eukaryota; Fungi; Ascomycota; Dothideomycetes; Acrospermales; Acrospermaceae
Exons: 2
Coding region: 137-577 (146 amino acids)
Source: RefSeq, a predicted model, not a curated record